AUAAUUAUCCGUGCGCCAUCCUCUGCAACUUCUUCAAGUCCUCUUUUUCUUCGGUGUGUCUUGAGCUGGCACGCUAACAAUGUAUCUGAUGGUACCAAUCUGUGUGGCAGACGUGAUUCACUGCACCUAAUCAUUGUUAGGAGGCCUGGCAGAGGUCUUACCGAAUUCAGGAACAUGGACAGCAAGGACUCCGAUGGAAGUGACAGUGACAUGGAGAGACAUGGUUACAUGGCGUUUAACUUAGCUGAGGGAAAUUUGAUCACUCGACCCAAAGCAGAUGACAAUCCAUCAGAUCUGUCACCAUGUGACGAAGAUGCUACCUGCCUUGACAAAGACUCUUCUUUAGAGGGUGAUCAUUUGACAGGUGUUGUUGAUCGGAUGAUGCAAGAAAUAUCACCAAAGGAUUCAUCUAAUGACAUGGGAAACUUAGCGACUGGAAUAGUGGAUAGAAUAAUGGCUGAUGUAUCAAAAGAAGGUGGUGAUUCAUCAGUGAUGAGAAGACCGCCUAGUCUGUUUGAAUCAACUCCAAUAGCUAGUGACUCAGCUGAGGAACAGCAUAGUCCUAUUUUGUCACACAUGUCACGAAGACCACCAAGUGGGCCAUUUGUUAUGGGUGAUCAAAUGGACAUCAUGACUGAGGUUUUUGCUGGUCGAAUCCCAGAACAUACUGGCUCAUCAUUAACAGGAACUUUUUACCCUGAGCAUCUCCCACUUCAUGCUUCUGCAGGACAGGAGCAGCACCCAGUUGUCAGUCAGAUGCUGAUGGAAAAAAUUAAAUGGAUUCAGAGAAAUCCAGAACAAGGAAACUCAUCCUUAAAAAAGCUGAUGGACUACCAGACACCGUCCUCCCGCUCUAUGUCACGUCAACAGAAAGUGCGUACAGACCUUGCUCUUCGAGAAAAAGUGCGAUUGAUAAAUAUGUCAGAGACAACAGGUAAAAGCCAGCGUUCCCUUGCAGCUGAAUUUCACAUAUCUGUAGGCUCAGUCAAUAAUAUAUUGCGGCGAAAGAGGGAGUAUUUGGAAGCAUUUGAGAAAAAUGAAGUUCCUUCAACGUGUAAAAGUUUCAGAUUUACUCGUCCACCAAAGAGAUCUGGAUAUGAUGAGCUGCACACCCUAAUUUUGAAAUGGAUUGAAAAGGUUAAAGGAAAAAUGAAACCUUUAACAUGGCCCAUCAUAAUUGAGAAGUCUAGAGAGUUUGCAGUCAAACUGAAUAUCCUGAACUUUAAUUCUUCAGGAUUGUGGGUAGAAAACCUGAAAAGGUCUAUUGAUAUUGCGGUACCUUUACCAGAGCAAUCUAACAUGUCCGACAGUGAUGUUAAGCUGCUGUCAAUGUGGAGAAAGAUGCUUCCUUUUCUGCAGCAGGGAUAUGAGCCAGAGAACAUCUUCACCAUUUCAGAGACAGCUCUUUAUUACAAGUGCUUACCAGACAAAUGCUUUAUUACAGGAGCAACAUGCAAGGGCUGUCAUCACCACUCAGAUGUCCUAGAGAACAGACUGACCAUCCUAUUGUGUUGCAAUGCUCUUGGGGAGCGUCUUAAGCCCCUGGUUGUGUCGCGGCAUGGCAGCCCUGCUUCGUUGUCCAACAUAAGAAUGUCAGAUUUGCCUGUGGGAUGGUGUCAUCAACCUAAUGCAAAUAUGACAGCUGAGAUAUUUGCUAGUUGGUUGCGUGGACUAGACACAGCUAUGGGACAGCAAAAAAGACAUAUUGCCCUGUUCAUGGACAUGACUCCAAGCCAUCUUGCUUCUACUUUGCUGAAGAACAUCAGUCUCAAGUUUUAUCUGGAUGACUCUUCCCAUCUCCUGCAACCUUUAAACCAGGGUGUUAUACAGACUUUAAAAGCCAUUUAUCGUCGGCGUUUGUUGCAGUCCAUUCUAGCUAGAACUUGCUCCACUGAUGACUGCCUCUCUGCUCUUGAAGCUGUUUCAGAGCUUGAUGCAGUUUUCUGGAUACAUGAAGCUUGGCGCAACAUUAAUUCUGAGAUCAUCACUACCUGCUUUCAAGCAGCAGCUUUCCCUGAAAACAAAAGUUCAUGCAGUCUGGAUAAAAGUCCAGUCAACCUUGAGUUUAUUCCUGAAGAUCUACCUCAGUUAAUAGAAGAGAUUGGACAGACGUUUAAAUUCAUGCCCAUGUCAGCGGACAUUUAUUCUCAGUUCGAUUCUCAGCUUCCCUGCCACCAAGGAGAUGGAGAAGAAUGGGAGACAACACUUCUGGCAGAGACAACUGGUCGCAACAUCAAAAGUGAGCCUGAUGAAAGCAGUGAAAUUGCAGCCAUUGGACCUUUGCGGCCGUCUGUGGAUGAUAUGGGAGUAUUGCCAGAGAUAUCACCAUUCGAAGCCAUGGAGUGCCUAAGCAAACUGAAGAGAUUCAGCAGCUCAAACAUGGGGCUGUUGACAACAGUCUUUGAGCUGGAAAGUCUUUUGUUAGAUUCUAUGUGUCCUUCACAGCAUGCCACACUACAGUUUCAACAAAGCAGUUACCCAGGCUUCAGUGUUGCCUUCCCACCAUUUAGCAGUGACCUACAGUAGUGUACAGCCCAUACUGAUCUAUGAGCAGAAAAAUCUGUAUUUGCAUCUUCAACAGUGAGCUUCUCUCUAGCAGUGUUUUCCAUUCAAGUGUAUUGUAAUCAUUAACAUACUGGCCGACAAAUUUGGCAGCAAAAGAAUCUGCUUUUAUUUGGUCACUGCACCCAUUCACUCCCCACUUAAAUCCCUUUUGUAUGCAAACUGCUUAUGUCACCUGUUCUGUAUGAAAUCUGCUUGAAUCCACAAGGUUCAUUCGCUGAUAGUUUCACGGCAAGCAAAACCUCAAAAUCAAACUUAUAUAAAAAAUAUUACGGAGUUUUUGCCCCAGUGUUAAAUAUUUGUCUAAAUGAUCAUAUAGUCCUUAUCAUUUAGAAGAGAAUCCUAUAUAAUUAUUGAGAAUUAUAUCAUUAUCUUUUAAUUUACACUAAAAUAUCAGUUUUAUCCCAAGCAAACAGUUGUCAUUUUCAAGACUUUACCUUAUACCUCAGUCACUGUCUUUCCUGCUGCUGUCCUUUCAUCUGUUGGCCACCAUGUGUUUAGGGCCUUGUAGUAUAUGAAUACUGGUGCUAUUCUGACCAGAGGGAAACCAGAAAAAUCAAACUGCUUCAAUGUGACAAGUUGACAAUGUUGCUAAACAGGGCUGCUUUUCAAUUUGCAAAGUUUAGUGACAUCAAUGGUUGAAACGAUAAAGAGAUAGAAGUUAAAAAAGGAAACAUACCCAAAAACGAAGUGUAUUAAUUUGUUGUGUGCUGUAGUUGUCACAGGAGAAAAAUAAUAAUAAAUGAAAGAUUUGUAUAUCACAUACACUCAUAAGGAAUGCUUAGUGCUUAAAACAAAUGAGACAUGGACAGCAUAUGAGGGAUAGAAAAAACAAGAGUGCUGACAACAAAUAAAAAACAGAAAAUGCAAAGAGGAACCAAGUAACAAAAACUGAAAAUAUUGUGAUUCAAAAAAGGAAGAUGAGUAGGAAAGUAGCAAUAGGAAAAAUUGGGGAUGAAAAAGGACUAGCAUUGUGUGGAUUGUUUUUGGAGUAAUGCUUAAAGAAGCUGUGCAUUUCAGUUCAGAUUUUGAAGGAUUCAAUUGUAGGUAGGUGGCAGAUAUGGAAAGCGAGAGAGUUUCAUUGUUUUGCUGCACAGUAACUAAAAGGCCUGUGACCAUAUGUUGUUAUUCUGGUGGCAGUAAUAGGAUACAGUCAUCAGAUGAAGAGCAUAGUUGUCUGGCUGGACGUAGGGAAAGAGAAUUUCAGAGAAAUAGUUAGGGCAGGAGCCUGCAAAGAAAUUAAAACACAGCACAGUUUGUACUGAAUGCGAGAGUGGAUGAGUUGCCAGUGCAGAAAAUGAAGGAGAGGAGUGACGUGGUCCUGUUUCCUAGCUCUAAGCACCAGAUGUCCAGUGAAGUUCUGUACUUUCUGGAGUUUAUUGAUGAGGUAUGAGUGGCAGCCUACAAACAAGGAGUUAACAGUAAUCAAGCCAAGAAAAAAACCACACAAACAAGAGUGUUGGUAGUGUGCAUUGAAAAAAAAAGUAGCAAUGGUUAAAAAAAAGGUGUAGAGAAAAAGAAUAAAACUUUUGAUGGUUUUUAAUUUUGACAUGACUAAGCAUAGGCUUUUUCCAGAGCUGAAGAAUGUUUUUGCUAAAACUGAUAAGUUUUAUAUGCCAAGCAAAGAGGCAUUAAAAAGGUCAAAAAUUAGAGUGCAACAUAUUGCCAUCAUUGUUUCCAAACAAAGUUAAAAACAUCUGCAAUAUGUUUUUGUUUUUUUUUUCAUGUGAACUGAUGUGUUAUUUGAAUCCUUUAUUUUGAAUUUACUUUAGUGCUGCAGGAAGUCACUCCAAAGUUGAGAUAAGAAUUAAAAGAGGUUAUGUUUGCCUAUGGAUUCUCAGUAUCCUGCCACCCAGCCAUAUCUGUAUGUCAGAACUUUAGUGAGGCUGGACUGGCUAGUGUUUGAUUUCAGUCACACAAACUAUGGACAAGAGUGGUUGAAAGCAUUGUAUUUAUGGGUUUCUACAGAAAAUAUAACACUUUGAGUGGAGUUCUUGUGGACAGAAGUUGUUGAAAGCUUUGUAUUUAUGGUGUUUCUAUGGAAAAUAUAACACUUCAAGUGAAGUUCUUAUGAAGUGCCCUGAAUACUGUAAAGAAAAAUGUAGUAAUUUAAAUCUGAUGUAGAUUGAUCAUCAUGAUGCAGCUUGAGAGAUUUCUGAAUAAGAAGAUAUAUAUUUUUGGUUUGUUGGUAGAGAGGUGUUGAUCCGUCCACUGAACCAUGCACCUAUUUCUUAAAUACUAUGACUGCAUUUGCAGUAAAACUCUUUCUGGAUUGACAGUUAACUUUAAUAAUAAUUCUAAGAUGAUGAUGAGAUUUGAUGGGUUUUAUUUUGUAUUUAAAAAGUUGUUUUCCUAGCUGGUUACCACAUUUGUGCUUACUAGUGUUUAUCAGUUCCAUCUUUACUCAAAUAUUAUUAGUUUUGAUGAAUACUUAAAUACAAUAUAUAUUUAUAUAACCUAUUUAUGCCUGUAUUAUAGGCUGUUUCAUGGCCACUGUCCUAUCUUUUAACUACUCCAAUGGACACAAAAAUUAAUUGUCCUUGUACAUGUACAUUUUUUUAAGAUAUUGGCACUUGGGCAGAAGUUUAUGACCUUCUUUUAAAUAUACUUUAAAGUUGUAUUCUUGCAGUGAACAUUGUAGAGUGCAAUUUUUGUAAAUGUUUGGGCCAAGUUUUCCUGAUACCAGUUUACAAAAUUUAAGCAGACACACUAUUUUGUUAAGUUACUAGUCUUCAAAUUCUCACCAGGGCAUUGGAAGAGUUGAAUCUUGAUGAUGUUAGUGUAGCACAUGAAUACACUUAAAUUGUCAAGGCUAUGGUUGGAAAUCUAAUUUAAUUAACCCAUAAAGAAUUGUUCCAUGGCUGUUAUUGGGCAUUUUGAAACAUUCCAGAUUGUGACACCCUCCAUCUACAGUGAUGAUUCAAAAUUUUCAGUUCUUAAUUUUACAUACACAGAAUAAGAAUAGAUUUUUACAAAAUUUCCUAGAAAGAGACCUAUGAAAUGUGGCUGCUUUUUUUCACAGGGAGAGAGAGCACUAAGCUUCAAUAUGGAUUGUUAAAUCUGGUGCCGGUGCUGCAUGCAGUCAUGUGACUUGAUACAACUCCUAACAAAGCUUUGCUAAGGCUUGCUGGUGUGCAAAGGAUAUUCAUAACAGCCUUUGUCUUUAGAGAUCUAUAUUCACAACAAUGGUGUUGCUGUAGAUGGUCGCAUAGUCUGAUGCUUUUGCAUUAGGUGCAUAAUACCUGAUUGCCAUGGGAAGAUCUUCACAGGUUGGAUGCAUACUGCUCAGAUCUGCAGCUUUUGGGACCUGUGUAAAAGUGCUUUCAUCCAGUGUUUCUGUUUAGGGUACUGUACAGCUUAUUCUGUUUGAUCAUUAUUUUUGUUGUUUUUAAUCCUCAUCGUACUUAGAAGUGGCUAGUAUUUGGGGGGAAAUGUAGUCACAGCAACCUUCGAUCCUUUUAACAUUUCAUUAAUUAUAGUUGCAUGUCAUUUUUGUGAUGUGUUCAUAGGUUUCAAAGUAAGGGUUCUUAUCGUUAGCUGCAGUUUUUAAUGCUAGCAUUUUGGCUUAUUUUUGUUAGUAUUUUAUGCAUAUGAGAGGAUGAAAACAUGGAUCGAAAAAGAAGUAUUGUCACACCUUAAAGAUAAUAUGAAGACUGUAGCAUGUGACAGCAGGCACUGAAACACCUAUGACCCAAGAAUGAUGCAGAACAUGUUUUGAUUUGGUUUGUGUGUGCCAGUCAGGUAAUAGAACUAGAAACCAUGAUGAAAUAUUUGAAACAAGUUUAGUCAGAUCUUCUGCUCUUUUUGUUAUUGUAAAUGUCUGUAUGUUUGCAUAUUGUGUGGGAGUUUGUGUAUGCACCUGUAAAAAUGUGAGUGUGUAUUGUGAAAUUGUGAAAAGGAUGGCAUCAGUUUCUUAUGGCCUUCUUUCUAUCCUGUACUUAAUUCUUUUUAAUCUGUACAUAUGGUCAAUUUGUCCAGCAUGAAAUCUUUUAGUGGUAUUUUUUCCUUUCGGUUGUGACUAUUUUUUACAUGGUUUUUAUUGUUUCUAUAUUUCAUUUUCUGUUGCUAAAUAUCUGUUUCAAUACUGUUUAAAAAUACUAAAUCUUUAUCACCUUGAAAUUCUCACCAGAAAUUAAAAAUUUUACUCCCAUUUAAAAGGAAAAAACUGCCCAAAGAGGAUACAUUCAUCUUACACCAGUUGUUAAAAACUGAACAAGAAUAUAUUAGAUUGAUACAGCCUCAAAAAUCAUUUAGAAAUAUUAUUUCUGUUAAGUUUAGUUGCACACAACAUGUUUAAAAGUGUUGCAGUAUUCUGUUUUUGAAUAGAAUUUCUUUUCUCUUUUGAUUUUAUUUGGUUACAAGCAUUUAGAAUAAUUUGCAUCUUAAACAUACUAUUUAUUCUGUAGAAAUCUUUCAUUUAGUUCGCACCUUAAACAUAGUCCUGAACUAUUCUUUAGUUUCAAAACAAUUUAUUGCCACUCCCAUGCUCCUGUUGGUUUUUUUUAUUUGGUUGUUGAUUUUUUUUAACCUGGGCCAGUAAGCUGCAUAAGCUAUGGUGAGGAACUUUGUUUUUUACUUUUGAUUUUUUUUUUCACAUACAUACUAAUGGGUUGCUCAGAAGGUAACAUUAAAAUUAAAAAAUGUUCUAAAAAGUAGUUUUUAUUAACAGAUGGGACUCUUUAUUUUGACUGCAUUAUUAUAUAAUGGUGUGUCAAAAAUUUCUGUUCAUUUUUACCCCAAAUUCUUGUCAUAUUUUUUCAAUUUACAGUAAAUUUAAGAUAAAUUUGAAAGGAAAAGAUUUCUUUCUUUCUGUGUGUCUUUGUAUGUGUGUGCCUGCAUCUACAUGUGUGAUGUAAAGUUUUAUUUUUUCACACACACCCCUUCCCCUAUAAAAAUUAACAGACUUAUAGAGUGUCAAUUGUGUCAAAAUGUACACUUUCUUCUUGGCUUAGAACAGAAAUCUUAAAUACUUAAAAAACUUUUCAACCAAAAAUAUUGAAUACAUAUUUGGAAAACAGAAACAAUUUUUGUUAGAAUACUGUUCUAAAAUUAUAAAAAUAAAAUACAAAUAGUAUGAUGUAACAGUAGAGAACAUUCUGCAACAGACAGGAGAAUUUACUCCCCAGCACCUGCAAACAUUGUCAAAUUUUAUUUUGCUCUGAAGCUAAGGUGUAUAUUUGGCAACAGCAUUGAACAAAUAUCAACAAAAAAA
Messenger RNA from Pomacea canaliculata, 7774 nucleotides. RefSeq names its product tigger transposable element-derived protein 4-like. Gene Ontology annotation, molecular function: DNA binding. Gene Ontology annotation, cellular component: nucleus. The transcript is spliced from 5 exons. The record is from RefSeq and is a predicted model, not a curated record. Bases 175 to 2526 code for a protein of 783 amino acids. Lineage: Eukaryota; Metazoa; Mollusca; Gastropoda; Architaenioglossa; Ampullariidae.